CGCGUGCGCGCCGCCCAGGUGAGGAGGCGGCGGCCUGAGCCCUCGAGGGCGGGCUUCUAGGUCCGCGGGGCGGGAUGGGGAGGAGCCCCCGAUGCCCGGCUGGGGCGGGGCAGGCGGCGGAACCGCGGCCAGACCAAGGCCAGAGGCGGGACCAGCCGCCGCCGUCUCCGUCUCGGUGUCCCGUCCCCCACAGCGCCGGCCAGUCGCCGCGGGAGAAGCGGAAACUGCCGGGCGCGCCGCGCCGGCCGAGAGCGCGCCGAGCAGCUGCGGGGCGGCCUCCCUCCCUCCGGCCCAGGCUGCCGAGCGGCGCGCCGAGCCCCUGCCCCGCCGCCCCUGCCCCUUCCCCGCGGCCCCGCCCCGGCCACACCCGGCCUCGCCGCGCGCCCCCAGCCGGGCCCGCGCCGCCCGAGCGCGCGCACCUGAGCCGGUCGGCGCCCACCUGAGCCGGUGCGCCGGCGCCAUGGCGGAGCAGGAGAGCCUGGAGUUCGGCAAGGCGGACUUCGUGCUGAUGGACACCGUUUCCAUGCCCGAGUUCAUGGCCAACCUCCGGCUCAGAUUUGAAAAAGGACGCAUCUACACAUUCAUCGGAGAAGUCGUCGUUUCUGUGAAUCCUUACAAGCAGUUGAAUAUCUAUGAGCGAGACACAAUUGAGCAAUAUAAAGGACGUGAGCUCUAUGAGAGACCUCCUCAUCUUUUUGCUAUUGCUGAUGCUGCUUACAAGGCUAUGAAGAGGCGAUCAAAAGACACGUGUAUUAUGAUAUCAGGGGAAAGUGGAGCUGGUAAAACUGAAGCCAGCAAGUACAUUAUGCAGUAUAUCGCAGCCAUCACCAACCCCAGCCAGAGAGCAGAGGUUGAAAGAGUGAAGAAUAUGUUGCUCAAGUCCAACUGUGUCUUGGAAGCUUUUGGAAAUGCCAAGACCAACCGCAAUGAUAAUUCAAGCAGGUUUGGGAAAUACAUGGAUAUCAACUUUGAUUUUAAGGGGGACCCUAUUGGCGGACAUAUCAAUAACUACUUACUGGAGAAGUCUCGUGUGAUUGUACAACAGCCAGGAGAAAGAAGCUUUCAUUCUUUCUAUCAGUUACUCCAAGGAGGUUCAGAGCAGAUACUGCGCUCUCUGCAUCUCCAAAAAUCCCUUUCAUCCUACAACUAUAUCCAUGGAGGAGCUCAGUUAAAGUCUUCUAUCAAUGAUGCUGCCGAAUUCAAAGUAGUGGCUGAUGCCAUGAAAGUCAUUGGAUUCAAACCUGAGGAGAUUCAAACAGUAUAUAAAAUUUUGGCUUCUAUUCUUCACUUGGGAAAUUUAAAAUUUGUAGUGGAUGGUGACACGCCCUUCAUUGAAAACAGCAAGAUUGUUUCUGUCAUAGCAGAAUUGCUCUCUACCAAGACAGACAUGGUUGAGAAAGCCCUUCUUUACCGCACUGUGGCUACAGGCCGUGACAUCAUCGACAAGCAGCACACAGAACAAGAAGCCAGCUACGGCAGGGAUGCCUUCGCUAAGGCAAUAUAUGAACGUCUUUUUUGUUGGAUCGUUACUCGCAUCAAUGACAUUAUUGAGGUCAAAAACUAUAACACCACAGUUCAUGGGAAAAACACAGUUAUUGGUGUCUUGGAUAUCUAUGGCUUUGAAAUCUUUGACAACAACAGCUUUGAACAAUUCUGCAUCAAUUACUGCAAUGAGAAGUUGCAGCAGCUUUUUAUUCAGCUGGUACUGAAGCAAGAACAAGAAGAGUAUCAGAGGGAGGGGAUUCCCUGGAAGCAUAUUGACUACUUCAACAAUCAGAUCAUUGUGGACCUUGUGGAACAGCAACACAAAGGAAUAAUAGCAAUUCUAGAUGAUGCCUGCAUGAAUGUUGGCAAAGUCACUGAUGAAAUGUUCCUUGAAGCACUCAAUAGUAAAUUGGGCAAACAUGGCCAUUUUUCUAGCCGAAAGCUCUGUGCCUCGGACAAAAUCCUGGAGUUUGAUAGAGAUUUUCGAAUCCGACAUUAUGCGGGUGAUGUAGUCUAUUCUGUCGUUGGUUUUAUUGACAAAAAUAAAGACACUUUAUUUCAAGAUUUCAAGCGUCUCAUGUAUAACAGUUCAAAUCCUGUUCUGAAAAAUAUGUGGCCUGAAGGUAAACUGAGCAUCACAGAGGUGACCAAGCGACCUCUGACUGCUGCCACCUUGUUUAAAAAUUCGAUGAUUGCAUUAGUAGACAACCUUGCAUCAAAGGAACCAUACUAUGUGCGUUGCAUCAAACCCAAUGACAAGAAAUCCCCACAGGUAUUUGAUGAUGAACGAUGCCGGCACCAAGUAGAGUACCUUGGACUGCUAGAAAACGUGAGGGUGCGUCGGGCAGGAUUUGCCUUCCGUCAGGCGUAUGCGAAGUUUCUUCACAGAUACAAGAUGAUUUCUGAAUUCACCUGGCCUAAUCAUGACCUCCCUUCAGACAAAGAGGCUGUCAAGAAACUGAUUGAAAGCUGUGGUUUUCAGGAUGAUGUAGCCUAUGGGAAGACCAAAAUUUUCAUCCGAACACCCCGAACACUGUUUACCUUGGAAGAACUUCGGGCCCAGAUGCUUGAAAGGAUUGUCCUCUUUCUUCAAAAGGUGUGGCGAGGCACACUAGCUCGCAUGAGAUAUAAGAGGACCAAGGCUGCUCUGGCAAUAAUAAGAUACUACCGGCGCUACAAAGUGAAGUCCUAUGUCCGAGAGGUAGCCCGACGCUUCCACGGUAUCAAGACCAUGAAGGACCACGGGAAGCAUGUGAAGUGGCCAACCCCUCCUAAAGUUCUUCGUCGUUUCGAGGAGGCCCUCCAGGCAAUUUUUAACAGAUGGAGAGCGUCCCAGCUCAUCAAGAGCAUACCUGCUUCAGACCUGCCACAGGUCAGGGCAAAGGUGGCAGCCAUGGAAAUGUUGAAGGGACAAAGGGCUGACCUUGGACUCCAGAGGGCCUGGGAGGGCAACUAUCUUGCUUCGAAGCCAGACACACCUCAGACCUCAGGCACUUUUGUCCCCGUUGCUAAUGAACUGAAACGAAAGGACAAAUACAUGAACAUCCUGUUUUCCUGUCAUGUCCGGAAGGUGAAUCGAUUUAGUAAAGUGGAAGAUCGAGCAAUUUUUGUCACUGAUCGUCACCUGUACAAAAUGGAUCCCACUAAGCAGUACAAGGUGAUGAAGACGAUCCCUUUGUACAAUUUGACUGGUCUUAGUGUUUCCAAUGGAAAGGACCAACUUGUAGUAUUCCAUACAAAAGACAACAAAGACCUCAUUGUCUGUCUCUUCAGCAAACAGCCAACCCAUGAAAGUAGAAUUGGAGAACUUGUUGGAGUUCUGGUGAACCAUUUCAAGAGUGAGAAGCGCCACCUUCAAGUCAAUGUCACCAACCCUGUGCAGUGCAGCCUGCAUGGGAAGAAGUGCACCGUCUCCGUGGAGACUCGGCUCAACCAGCCGGAGCCUGACUUCACCAAGAACCGCUCGGGCUUCAUCCUCAGCGUGCCCGGGAACUGAGCGCCACUCCACACCGUAGGUUCCAGUCUAAUUGCUGACCCCCUGCUACUGCUCGCUAGAAAUCAGUUCACCUGGGCCCAACGCUCGGGGUGGAGCCCCACUUUGCCUUCUCUACGGCCCCUCUUCCAAGGCCUCCUGCCUUUGGCCUCCAUCUCCUACUGUCCCUGCUCAACAAACCAAAGACCCCAGAGUCCUGCCCCAGCCGCCUGGACUGACACACCCAGCUCGAAUCUCACCUCAGAGACACCUGAUGGUGCCUUCCAAAAUCGCGGCCGAGUCAAGUCAGUACCCCCUGGCCCAGCACCCAGCAGCUGAGGCUGCAAAAGAUGGGGUGAGCUCAGGAUGUAGUUUGCCAACCAAAUUUGUGCCCCAUUAGGGAGUGGGGUGGUGCGGGGAGCUCUAGUGGACAGCAGCUGGGGAUGCAGCCCUGCUCUCUUCCUGAGCCCCGCCUGCCUGCCCACUUCCUCGGAGGUGGCUGCAUCCCCCACCCCUACCUCUCCCAGAGCUCCUUGGGUCUCCUCUUCCAGCAUCGAGCCAAAGCUGCCAGGUGAGCAGGUGAGGUUCACCUGGAGAGCCAGCCCCUUGUCCCAGAGGCCAGCAGCCUGCAGCACAGUCACCCCCAGCUGGCAAUCUUGUCUCCUCCAAAGCCAGCACUGCCUGGGCCUCAAGGCCACCAUUCCAGAACAAGCACUCUCCUCUGGAACCACAUAGCCUUGCCUGUCUCGCCACACUUAAGCUUUGCGGCUUGCAGGAUCCUCACCCAGCUAUGAUGUCUGCCGUGCCAGCACUGGUGGCUGGAACACUAGUGAGAAAUGGCUUUACUGGGUGUGCCACUGCCGGGUCCCAGACUGGUGAGAAAUGGACUUGCAGGGGUGAGGAAGGGAUCACAUGAUCAAGGAGGUUCUCCCCUUCUGACACCUAUUUGUAUUGGGGCAGGUAAGGUGGCGUACACAGGAUUGUGGGGAAGUGGAGUGAGAGAAAACAGAGCAUGGGGUCCUGACACUGCAGGCCAGGCCAGGAUGCCCCCACCACACACUACACACACACACUAUGCCCCCCAACACACACACACAUACACACACCCACACACACACACACACACACACACACACACACACUAUAGCCUAGGGCCCAGAUUUUUGCCAGUUUCUGUCGGCAGAAAGCACAGAUGCUUCCUAUACCUUCCUGAGACCAUCCUCCUCCUGAGAACGAUUCAACCUCCUGGGCAGCCCAGGCCUCCCUGCCAGGGACCUGAAGAAAGGAAACUAGGGUCCCCCCCUCCACCCUCCAGUGGGAGAAGGGGACUCCUGAGGUUACUGAGGGUAAGCCCACACCUCAGAAGGAGCCUGGCAGGGUAUGAUAGAAGCACAGGCUGGCAGUGUCUCCACUUUCUGCCACAGAUACUCCUCCCACCACACACACACACACACACACACACACACACACACACACACACACACACACACACACCAGCGAUUGCUCCUGCCACUUUGACCUUGCAAAACACAGUAAGUGCCUGCAUGCAGCCUCUGGUGCCUCACCCAGCACCUGGCAUGACCCCCAUGUGGGCCAGCAGCCUGGGCUCAUGCUUGCCCCUCUACCCCAGGACCCCACCCCAGCACCCCAAGCUUGCAGACUUUUGCACAGCAUUCAGUCUACAACAAAGAACCCUGUGGCCUCCUGUGCUUGGAACCCACUCCUGUUCCUGAACCCCGGCCCGCCACCUGCCCUGCACGCACAGUGGUGCCUUGGGCCCAGUACAGCCGUGCUCUCAGCUCUGCCAACCGCCAGUAGACACUAGUGGGACCAUCUAACUGGAACGCCGCCUCUCCUCUCCACUCAUCUCCCCCUAGCUCGCUGUUUUCCACUAGACACAUGCAAAAAUGUACGUCUUAGACACAUCCAAACAGAACGUGCUAAAUGAGAGCCUCUCAGAGAGUUACUGCAGCCCUUCAGCCCAGUGCCAGGGCCGCCUCCUGGCUGAGGGCCAGGGAGCUGGUGUCAAGCAGCACUUUUCACAGCGUCCUAAAGAAGCAGCGGCAACUGAAGAAAGAAUGGGAAAGUUGGGAUAUGAAUGUAGCAGUGCUUCCAGGUCACUGAGGGCAGAGCCGGGGGUGCAGUGAUUGUAUCCAAUGAAGUGUUUCUCUUGAUUUGAUUACAUGGAGUUUUAUCAUUUGGUGCAUAUACUCCUAUUUCCCAUUAAAUUAACUUUAUUUCUAAAGCCUAUUUUGAUUUACCACCAAGAGCAAUAAAGCAUUAAAUCUUA
Erinaceus europaeus (western European hedgehog) is the source of this 5747-nucleotide messenger RNA. RefSeq names its product myosin ID (gene MYO1D). The transcript is spliced from 22 exons. Gene Ontology annotation, biological process: vesicle transport along actin filament; actin filament organization. Gene Ontology annotation, cellular component: actin cytoskeleton; plasma membrane; microvillus. NCBI's taxonomy places the organism in Eukaryota, Metazoa, Chordata, Mammalia, Eulipotyphla, Erinaceidae. The record is from RefSeq and is a predicted model, not a curated record. Gene Ontology annotation, molecular function: microfilament motor activity; ATP binding; actin filament binding. The coding region runs from base 92 to 3481 and encodes 1129 amino acids.